CGAGAGCAGCUUACACCAGGACUGCGUCCAAGAGCUGAAGAUGAAGAUUCCUUUUUGCCCAGAAGACAUGCUACUGAGUUUUAUCUCCCCCACAUUCUCAUUGCCCCCGAGGCCCAGUGGUUCCAGCCCCCCGGGAGUGGGGCCUUUAUCUGUGUUCUGCUUCCUCCCUGGAAACACCAGGUCUCUGGAGCAGGGCAACUUGGCAGGCUCUCUCCAUGGCAUUCACGGUCGCCCUCCUCCUCCUGUUCUUGUGUGGGCACCCCCAGGCUGCCGCAGACAGCAUCCACACCGUUUACGUCGUCUACGGGGAGUCAGUGGAGCUGCCGUGUCCUUCACCCCCUUCCCUACGUGGGGGCCAGCUCCUAACCUGGUUCCGCAGCCCUGCAGGAACCUCCUCCACCAUCUUGGUGGCCCAGAUCCAAUUAGACAGGCCAACUCCAGAUCUGAAGAAACCCGAAAAUGACUCCAGGUUCAAACUCCUCGGGAACUACUCCUUAUUGCUGGAGGGGCCCAAGGAUGAAGAUGCUGGGCGGUACUGGUGCACGGUGCUGGAUCAGAACCACAAGUACCAGAACUGGAGGGUGUAUGAUGUCUCCGUGCUCAAAGGGUCCCAGUUCUCUGUGAAGUCUCCAGACGGCCUCUCCUGCUCUGCCCUCCUGUGCGCUGUGGUCCCCACCAGGCGUCUGGAUUCCGUGACCUGGCAAGAGGGGAGGAAUCCUGUGAAAGGACAUGCUCAGUACUUUUGGGGUGACGGGGCUGCCCUGCUGCUGGUGUGUCCUGGAGAGGGGCUUUCUGAAGCCAAGGCCCGUAAGCCGAGGAGCAUUCGCUGCCUUAUGCCUCAGAACAAGAGAUUCAGCUUUAGCCUGGCAGCUUCCGCAGAACCUACUCCCACUGCCUGUGUCUCCGUCCCGAGCUGGGAUGUGCCCUGGUUACUGAUGCUGUUGCUCACAGCAGGCCAAGGAGUCACCAUCAUUGCCCUCAGCAUAGUGCUCUGGAGGCGGAGGGGCCAGGGGUCUCGGGACAGAGAACCCUCAAUUCCUCACUUCAAACCUGAAGUCCAGGUCUAUGAGAACAUCCAUUUGGCCCACCUUAGCCCACCCAUCCACAAGACCAGGUGAUCUUGGUGACAUCUGCCUCGGAAAGCCUGACCUGCUGUCCUGUGUCUCUGGCAUUUGGCACCUGAAGGACUCCCUGAAAACCUUGGCGAGGGGGUGGGGCUGAGGGCAUGACUCUACUUCCUCUUGGCUUCCAACAGCCACCAAGCUGGAGGGGCCAGGAACAAAGGAAGGGAGUAACAGCAUUCUGUGGUGUCACCUACGAAAAGGCGUGGUUUCCUGUCUUGAAGCAGCCGGUAGUUGAGUGACCCAUAGGAAGAUUUAUUAUGGGGUCUGAAGUCUCUGUCAAGGGCAAGAGGGACAGGGAAGCCCAGGGACUUGAGAAAAGCUGGGGCAUCUGUCAGGAGAAACUGUGAGGAAAAAGUGUGUUGGGGGCAAGGAAGAGAGAGGUUGAGAGACCUGGAUGCAGAGUGGGGGAAACCGGAGUCCCAAAUGGGAAAUUCGGGGGACAAGGAAAAGAGAAGAGUCAACAGGCCUCCUAAGUAAACCAGACUCUCUCCCCAUGUUCUCACAAAGAGAUGCUGAGAGGGAACAAGACCUUUAAUCAGACCCCACACUUCCUCAGACGGAGAAGGAGGGAAGCAGGCCCACAGGCGGAUGCCAGUCCUCAGCCCCAGCCCUCCCCUUAUCCCAGGCGCACACGCAUCCCUGUGGGUCUCUAUCUGCAGGAGCAGCUUAUCACUUCUGGCUCCCUGGGAGCUCUGCCCCAGGGGAGAGACACCCAGGGGAAGCUUACGUGUAAGGGCUGGCAGAUAGCUCCGGAAGGGAGCGAGUACUUCCAAUCUUCCAGAACAGAGAAGAGCUCUGGGUCGGUGAGAUGGAACCGGGCCUCAGUGCUGCAAAGCAGUCACCCGGCAUCCAGAAAGGAGGCCACGCCCACACAGGCAUCCUUCCCAGGCGCCCUUUCGACUCUGGUCUCAAGCUUGGCUUUCUGGACUUCUCACCUGCGGCCCGCACGCUGCAGCGGUUUAGGCUCAAACGUUGGCAGGAACAGCCACACAGAUGGAAACUCGGUGCGGGGCACCAUUCAGGUUCCAAUGUGCCAGUCCAACCCACAAGGCAGCUACAGCUCGUUCUUGUGUGUGUGAGUGUUGAAGACAUAUGGGCGCCCAUGCAAACACACGGGUGCAUGCGUGGAAGACCUCAGAUGUCCUGUCUCUC
Chionomys nivalis (European snow vole) is the source of this 2276-nucleotide messenger RNA. RefSeq names its product lymphocyte antigen 6 family member G6F (gene Ly6g6f). The coding region runs from base 216 to 1118 and encodes 300 amino acids. The transcript has 6 exons. The record is from RefSeq and is a predicted model, not a curated record. NCBI's taxonomy places the organism in Eukaryota, Metazoa, Chordata, Mammalia, Rodentia, Cricetidae.